UGGCGCCGGUCCAGGCGGCUGGCAGUCCGCUCCGGGGGAGGGCGCCGUCUGGGGACGCCCCUGGCGGGCUGCUCGGCGCUCCCCUCCUAGUCCGUGACCCGCCCCUUGCCGAGAAGCUGCGCGGCUGCGCUGGGACCCAACUCUGCAGCCUCAGGUGCCUGAGCCCAGCGCGAGCAGCCCGGUCGGGCCAUUCCCUCAGCGGCGUCCUGCUGGGCAGGUGUCUUCCGUCUCCAUCGCUCCUGGCCUGCGGAGCGCUGUCAGCCCCUGCUCCUCUAAUGGAAGCAUCAUUCUGAGACAUCCAGCUACCUUUCUGGGACCUAUACUGAACAAAGAUGAGUGUUUCUUUCAGCACGCUAUAACUAGAGUGUCCAGGUCAGUGCAGACUUGACCAUGGGAGCCAACACUUCAAGCAAAGCACCAGUGUUCGAUGAAAACGAGGAUGUCAACUUUGAUCACUUUGAAAUUUUGCGAGCCAUUGGAAAGGGCAGUUUUGGGAAGGUCUGCAUUGUGCAGAAGAAUGACACGAAGAAGAUGUACGCCAUGAAGUACAUGAAUAAGCAGAAGUGUGUGGAGCGCAAUGAAGUGAGGAACGUCUUCAAGGAGCUCCAGAUCAUGCAGGGCCUGGAGCACCCUUUCCUGGUGAAUCUGUGGUACUCCUUCCAGGAUGAGGAGGACAUGUUCAUGGUGGUGGACCUGCUCCUUGGGGGCGACCUGCGUUAUCACCUGCAGCAGAAUGUCCACUUCCAGGAAGACACGGUGAAGCUCUUCAUCUGUGAGCUGGCCAUGGCCCUGGACUACCUGCAGACCCAGCGCAUCAUUCACAGGGAUAUGAAACCUGACAAUAUUUUACUUGAUGAACAUGGGCAUGUUCACAUCACAGACUUCAACAUUGCUGCCAUGCUGCCCAAGGAGGCUCGGAUCACCACCGUAGCUGGCACCAAGCCUUACAUGGCUCCGGAGAUGUUCAGCUCUAGGAAGGAAACAGGCUACUCCUUUGCUGUCGACUGGUGGUCCCUGGGGGUGACGGCGUACGAGCUGCUGCGAGGCCGGAGACCAUAUCACAUCCGCUCCAGUACUUCCAGCAAGGAAAUUGUGAACAUGUUUGAGACGGCAAUUGUAACUUACCCUUCUGCCUGGUCUCCAGAGAUGGUAUCUCUCCUGAAAAAGCUCCUUGAGCCUAAUCCAGACCAACGGUUUUCUCAUUUGACUGACAUUCAGAAUUUCCCUUACAUGAGCGACAUGAACUGGGAUGCAGUGCUGCAGAAGAGGCUCGUUCCGGGCUUCAUUCCAACUAAAGACAGGCUUAAUUGUGAUCCCACUUUUGAGCUUGAAGAAAUGAUUUUGGAGUCCAAACCUCUUCACAAGAAAAAGAAGCGCCUGGCAAAGAGGGAGAAGAUGAGAAAAUGUGACCCCUCUCAGACAUGUCUUCUUCAAGAGCAUCUUGAUGCUGUUCAGAAGGAGUUUAUAAUUUUCAACAGAGAAAAAGUAAAAAGAGACUUUAAUCAAAGACAAGCAAAUCUAGCCUUGGAACAAACCAAAAACAACGAAGAAGAGGAAGAUGGCCAGAAUAACAACCUGUAAGAUGCUUUAGCGUCUUCAGGGCAGUUCUUGGCUCCUGGCCGGAAACUUCUGAUUAUCACUCCCAGAAGAGCUGACAGCCGUCCUUGCCACUCCACACCUCAUGGCUUAGGGAAUGUGAAUGAAAAAAUCCUUCGAAGGUGGCAGCACUCCACAGCGAAGAGAGCCCGGAUUCGGAUUCGGAGCUCCUCAGAUCUGACAUCAGCACUAAUUGACUCUGUCACCCUAAGCGACUAUGUAACUACUUCCUCUGUUUUCCGUUCUCUGCUGGAGAGGUAGAGGGUUAUUUCAGAAGAGCUAGCCUUUGCUCUGUUAAAAAAAAAUGCUACAAUUACUGUUCUAAACAGCCUUUAUUUUUAUUUUUAAAUGAAUAUUUGAAUGUAGGUUUAUUUUUUUCAUUCCUUUUGAUGACACUGUGAAAACUGAACACUGUAUAGAGUGAGCCUCUUCAGGGCUGGAGAGUAUCAUAGUGAGGCCGGAAUUUCAAAGCUCGAUUGGCUAGGAAUAAAUAUUCCAUCAGGAAUAAAUACAUAACUCAGAUUAGAAAUAGCAAAGACUCCUAGGGCCUUGGAGUGGAGAACUGCGUUGGCUGGGAAUCUGUUAGCCUAAUGGCUGGCGUAGCCUCUCCACUUCUUUUCAGUGAUAGGGCCUCUGUCAGGUGAACUUGGUUCCGAAGAAGGGAGUCAAUGCAGAAGUUUAGCAAAUGCAGAAGUUGGGACUUUUUUUUUUACUCCGUUUGCCAUUCUGUGGCAUGUCUGUCCCUCAAGGGCUAACUUUUCUCAAGAUUAGCAGAGGCCUGCUUCUGGAGAGGAUCUGAGUGUGCUGCUACAAUGACCGGCAGGGCUUCGUUGAACCACUCAGCGAAGUCUCACCUUGCAGGAGAGUUAUCUUGCGUGUUAAAUUUGGAAGCUGGUAAACUUUCCCUUGAGAAACUCCGAACUCCACCGAUCAUAAGGAGGAAAAACCCCAGUCAGUGGCUUUUUUAUCAUGAGACCUGUCACUUUUUUUUGUUGUUCGCUCCUUUGUUUUUCGAAUUGGUCAAAGUUACAUUUGUUAUUUAAGAAGUUACAAGUUACAUUUAGAGCACCAGGAUGCUCACAGAUCCCUGACACGGAAGCCCCCACAUCCCACUGGCUGGGAGAUGCUGGCAGAAUUUCCUAGCUUCUUACAAUGUUACUGAUGCCCCACUCUUUCCUGUCUUUCUAUUUCACUCAUGUGCAAGGUGUAAUUCACCUAUAUGUGCACGUCACCUAACUCCACUGUGCUGAUGCGCGUGAGAGCCUUGAGAAACUUUUUUGAGUGCCCCCCGUGGAGACACUGGGUAGAAUCCAGAAGUGGGUAGGUUUUACAAAGCAUGGUUUUCAGCUUCUGGAAACAAACUGAGGUCAUCUAACGGUAUUCCUUAUGGAGAGUACAGGCGUAACCACAGUCCCAGCAAGCUGGUCUAAAGGACCUGAUUGAUGUCAUAUGGGGAAGGCAGAUGGGUAGAAAUAGAUGGUAGAUACUUUGGCAAGUGAGUUUGUGCAGAAAAAGGAGAGCUGAACUGAAGACAAGCUUUUGUGGUUCUUUGGAAUGUCUACCCUGGCUGCGACAUAGCGCCUUUCUUCUAAGAGCAACGAUAUUUUUUUAAAGAAUGAAAAACCACCUCUUUUUAUUCAACUCCUGUCUCCUGAAGUUCUCACGUGUUGUUUGUGAUAUUUCGGUUAUAUUCAGUCACUGUGUAAUUCAAAGCACUUGCCCUUAACUUUCAGAGGGGUGAACGGGUCACACAUAGCAACACAGAGGUGACUGGAUUCUGCUCCAGGCUAGUACCCCUACAAAUGUCACAACCACACGCAUGCCCCAGCUUCCACCUUUUGUCUGUCUGUACUGAAGCCCUGAUGGGUUAUGGAUUCACCUUCCCUCACCUGGCUCUUCCUUUUCCUAGACCUUGUCUGCAUCCUCCAAAACAGCAGCUUUUAGAAAUGCUUUCCAAAGGACAGCAGGGCCAGCGGGGCUCCAUGGGGGGGAGGAGAGUGUGGACUGUUUUGUGUCUUUAAACAUUAAGGUGUGAGUAAGAACCCAUGUGAUCUCGGAAGAUCCCUAGCUUUUUAUUCCCACUGGGCAUCUUUCAAGUACUGCUAGUUUUCAGAACGGGGAAAUUGCUGGUUUGAGUGGAGUGUGGGAGCUGGGUGCAUUUCUAGUGCCAGCCAGAUGAGUGGCACACAAUGUGUUUCAAGUUAAAAAGAAAAACAUUCCCUGGGCUGGGUCUGUGGCUCUGCAGUAGAAUGUGUACCUAGCAUGCACAAGGGCCUGAGUUAGAACCCCAGCACCCCAAGAAAUGGAAGCACUGCAUCUGGCUGUGCAGGAUAACUGCUACCGAGCACCACCCACUGCUGGGCAUUCCCAAGGGCUCCUGGCAAUUGCUUCUUGGUUUUAUUCCCUAAGUUUUGGCUAAAACUUAGCACUCACCAGACAAAACAUCCCUUGAUUAUUUCUGGGAAGGAUUAGGGCUGUGAAUUUUGGAAAACAGUGUGGCUGUCCUUUCUUCUGCUGCUGGCCAAUCUCUCCUAGCAGCUUCCAUCCUCCUGUACCACACAGAGCCUCUGAAGGGCCUGAGGGGGUUCGGAAAACCAGAGUGUCCCAGCUGUGACACCCGCUGCUCCCUGCACCACAGCUGCCAUCACAAGGGCAUUCCCGGUGACUCAGAGUGGAGGGUGGGGCAGCCUACUUAUGGGGUAACUGUGAUCCUCACUCCCUGGAAGGAAGUGUUCCACUAUCCAAGGCCCAGUGACCCUGUAGCAGCCCAGGCUUGGCUGAGGUCUUCUUUAGGACAGGAAUGAAUCCAAAGCAGUACAGAGCAUUGCUAAGUUAAUCACUGUCAUCUAAUUAAUUAGUGGAAACGCAGAGAUGACUGGCUUUCCUAUUGUUACGGCUUUUCCAGUGAAUGUCCAAAUAAGAGACUAGGAAAAGAGUGUUGCUGCGCCUGUUGAGACUCUUGUCUCUGUUCCAGGUUGUCAGGGAUGCUGAGCUCCGGUGCUUGGGGCGCUAGUGAAUAGGCAAGGCAGGGCAAGCACUUUGCUCAGCUCCUCCGUGUUCCCUUGUUCUGUCUACGCAAAAUCCAUCUCCUACUUCUGUCCACCUGUGAUCGCUAUUCAGUGUGGGCUCAGAGUGUCAGCCCAACAUUAAACACCGAGACUCCCUGUUUCAUUUUUCUGUGCUGUUCUGAGCUGGUGGCUGAUUUAGAAGCCCCCAAAUUAAAAAAAGACAAAAUGUGCUUCUGUUGAGCCGUGGUGUAUGUGAUGUCAAUGUCCUGCAUGGAUUAAAAGUCUUCUG
Messenger RNA from Meriones unguiculatus (Mongolian gerbil), 4893 nucleotides. RefSeq names its product serine/threonine kinase 32A (gene Stk32a). The record is from RefSeq and is a predicted model, not a curated record. Gene Ontology annotation, molecular function: G protein-coupled receptor binding; G protein-coupled receptor kinase activity; ATP binding. NCBI's taxonomy places the organism in Eukaryota, Metazoa, Chordata, Mammalia, Rodentia, Muridae. The transcript has 13 exons. Bases 391 to 1581 code for a protein of 396 amino acids. Gene Ontology annotation, biological process: protein phosphorylation; G protein-coupled receptor signaling pathway; regulation of signal transduction.